GCAGAAAGGGAGGCUUGGGCUGUGGGUUUCAAAACUGGCUGGUUCUGGGGAGCUCAUGCAUGGCAGCAAGAAAAGAAAAUAUAAUGUCUCUGUUUUGUUAACAUUGCAAGGUAGUGAUGAAACAACAGGAUAUGUUGUAAGGGUGAAUUUACAAAUUCUGACCUGACAUUUUAAGGGAUCUAUGAGUUUUUUCUUCCUAUCAAGUGAGCAAUACAUACAAGCAUGCAUCUCCUCUGAAGAGAUUGUGUUCAUCACAGCAUCCCUGUUCAUUCUGUUCUCUUCUGCAUUCUCAGAAUUGCAUUUUCUCAGAGAAAGGCCAAGAUAAUGCAAACUUUAAAAUUAUACCCUCCUAUUCCCAAAUUUAAGCAUUAUAUCUCUAAUGAUGUUAAAUCAACUGAUAGCAAUUAAUCAGUGAGGUGACUGUAAAUUAGGUUCAUUUUUUUGUUUUGUUUAAAAAAAAUACUUGGAAGAGGCUUGCUGUAUUCAACACAACUCAGACAGAUAAUAAUAGUGGCUAUUCAUGUAAGACAGUCCAAAAUUAUGAAUAUCUAUAGCCUGGUUUACUCAGGGGCUAGGCUGGAGGAUGGGGAAUUGUCUAUUCCCUCUGAUUUCAGCCAAGGUAAAUAAUCUGAUAACAGAAUGCCCUUUAAACUUGGGACUCUGGAGGUUGUGAGGGGAACAGUAAUCAGCAAACCUAAAUUGUUCCAUAAGGUUGUUGCCUGAUUUCACUGUAAAAUGAUAAAUUACAGGUGGCAAAGUGUGUCAAAUGGAAGUAGAAUCCUGCCAGUCUGGUGCUAAGGUAUUUGGAGAACUAAUAUAAAUGAUAUAGUUUUUCCAGUGAAUUAACUUGUUACAAAAUACCAUAGACAUUAAGGCAUUUGUUGAAUACCUUUGAAAAUUCAGUUAAUUAUUUACAAAAGUAAUACUUAGGGAGUUUUCACAGGUGGUGGAAACUGUAAAUGGAGACAGUAAAGAAGAUGAGAUUUAAAAGCUAUUUUAUCUUCCUAGUUAUGGUGUGCUCAAGGAAACUCCUGGCAGAAGAUACACCUUGUGAUUUGCCACAGAUAGAAAAUGGAAACAUUGCCCAGUACUAUUACAGUUUCAAAAGUUACUAUUUCCCUAUGCAUAAAGGAAAAAAACUCUCCUAUUCUUGUGUGGUUGGUUACACAACUGAAAGUGGGACUCAAGAUGGAAGAAUAACUUGUACAGCAGAAGGAUGGUCUCCAGUGCCUCGAUGCUACAGAAAAUGCACCAAGCCUCCUUUGGAAAAUGGCUCUUUUUACAGCACAGAAAUGGACUUCAAACUCCAUGAGAAGCUGCAAUACAAAUGUAAUCCAGGCUACCUCACCCCAAGUGGUGCUACUGAAGAUACAGUGCAGUGUCAGCCACAAGGAUGGUCCUUCCAGCCAAGCUGUACUAAAACACUUGAGUCGUGCCCGGUGCCGCGGUUGGAGCACGGCAGCUGGGCGGGGGCGUUGCGGGAGGUGCGGCAGAACGGGACGCUGCGGUACCGCUGCCAGCCGGGAUUUCGCACGGCCGCCGGGAGCGCCGCCGCCACAGCGCUGUGCCUCCCGCACGGCUGGGACCUGCCCCCCCGCUGCACAAGGAUAACUUGCUCCGCUUUGAGUGAAGUAGCUCAUGGAGGUUUCUAUCCUGUGAAGAAAACUUAUGAAGAAGGAGAUGUAGUUCACUUUUUCUGUGACAAACAUUAUUCUGUCACUGGAUUUGAAUUAAUUCAAUGCUAUAAUUUUCGGUGGUAUCCAGUCCCUCCAGUGUGUGAAGAUGUAAAAAAUAAAUGUCCUCCACCACCUCUCCCUCAUGACCAUAUCAGCACAGCCAAAAGAACAUAUCAUAAUGGAGACAAAGUUCAUGUACAGUGUACCUUGGGAAGGAGAGGAUCUGAGGAAAUCCAGUGUGAAGGAGGAAAAUGGACAUCACCCUCUAGCUGUAUUGGAGUUGUGGAUGAACAGGAAUCUGGGACAGCACCACCAGCACUCGAGGCAGAUGCAGAAACAAGGGCAAGCCCAACACAUCACAAUGAAGAUAUGAAAAUGCAGCAAGACUGUGCCUCUCCACCUGUGAUUGAAAAUGGUGCUGUCCUGGGCCCAGUACUGGCAAGUUACAAAAAUGGUUCCUGGGUAGAAUAUGUUUGUCACCAUUACCACUUUUUGGAUGGGCCCAGCACUGUUUAUUGUCACCAAGGAAACUGGACAGAACAACCAACCUGCUUAGAACCAUGUACUCUGAAUGUAACUGAUAUGGACAGCAACAACUUAACAUUGAAAUGGAGGCGGGAAGAGUUAAUUUUCCUCCAUGGAGAUCUCAUAGAGUUUGAAUGUAAACAGGGAUAUAGUUUUCUCCAGACUGCCAUUCCAUCUCCUGGGAGGACACAGUGUGACCAGGGCAGAGUGAAUUAUCCAAAAUGUGUUAUUCAAGCUGCUACAGAAAAAUGUGGCUCUCCACCCUCUAUUGCAAAUGGAGCUCUUACUGUCCCAGCACUGCCCCAGUAUGACAGUGGUUCUUCAGUUCAGUAUAUUUGCUCUGACUAUCAUUUUUUGCAAGGCUCUGAGAGAAUCUAUUGCUCUGAAGGACAAUGGACCUCACCUCCAGUUUGUAUAGAGCCGUGUACUUUGUCAAAAACUGAAAUGGAGAAAAAUAAUGUGCUGCUGCAAGCAUUCUAUGCAGACCAAGUUUAUUUUUACCAUGGGGAUUAUGUUGGAUUUUACUGCAAACAGAACCAUUUUGGAGCAGAAUCUGGCACAACUUUAUUUCAAGUACAGUGUGAGAGAGGACAGCUGGCAUAUCCAAGGUGUGUUGAAAGAGGAAAGCAAGUAUGGACUUGAGGAAAGGCCAUAGAAGAGGGUCUGCCUGAGGACAAUUGUGACUACAGCUAUGAAGAAAAUCCAGGAAUAUGGACAAUGUUUGCCUUGCAUCCAUUUUAGUCUCUUUUAAUAAAAAAGCCACUCUGAGGGUGUCUUUUAUAUCUAAACUCAUCUCUCAUAGCAUGUAUGGUGCUCUGUAUGGGUUUCCAAGGCUUUUGCAAGACUUGCAUGAAUGAAUAAGAAAAAGGAAUGAAAGCAUUCAGGAAUAGACAAAUUCUGCUUAUUUAGUCAAAACCCAGUCAACCAAUAGGUGGAAAAAAAGGCUGACAAAAAUACUUUACACAGUGCAUAUAACAGCAAUACCCUUCCUCUUACAGAGCAAACUGGAGCAAAAGGGAUUACAAGGCCCUUGCUGGAAUAGCUGUUGGAAGUAGAAUUCAUUCACCCCCAUCACUUGCUCUGGAUGUACACACAACACUGGCUGUGUGGCUGUAAGCACAGGACAGGAUCCAGGGGCAUUACAGCCAUGAAGGCAGCAUCUUGUUGAUGAACUUGGAGGCAAAGAACACAUCAAAUACUCAAGCUUUAUAUGGGGCUGCUGCCCCAACUACCUGUUUCAGUGACAUGCCACAUUUUCUUAUUGUUUUAAUCCUAGUGUAGCAACAGAAUACCUUCUUGUGACCCUUGAUGUCCCUUGUGCCACUCUGAGCUUCAGCUUUUCUAACAUUAUCCAUACAUGCCACAUCAAUGCCACGGACAGCUCACUUUGGAGCCUGUUUUUGCCUCAAUCCCCUGUACAUUGAUUUUUUUUUUUCUGCUUCAGUGAUCUCUGUGCAGUCUCUGAUGAGAUAAGUCAGUCCAGGUAGAUGUGGUUUUCCUCCUGAAGAUGAGAACUGAAUAAUCUUGUGCUUGGAGGAUUCUGUCCUCUAAGACCUAUAAGCUUUUCUGGACUCCUGUUUUCCCUCUAAGGUGUAGGAUUUGUAUUCUUUUUUCUCUUCUGAAUCAAGGAGUGCAUUAGCACAUGGCUACCACAGCCAGGCUGCCACUGGAUUUCCACAAUCCACUUUCUCCUUGUUUUUGAAGGGCAGAUGGGGCUGGGGGUGGCACAGACUGGCCUAUCCAGGACCUGGACCAGGAACUAGUACCCACCUUCCCCUAGAAAUCCCAAUUACUUGCACCCUAACAUCUUGCCUUUGCAGGCAAGUGCCCCAAAAAAACUGGUUCUGGCUAGACACUGCCUCAAGCUGUUCAAAAGAGAGCCCUGAGCUCUUUCUGCUCAGGCACUCAGAUCACUCACCCCAGACUUAUUUGCAAGCAAGUGCAUGGACAAGAAAGUAGGAAUAGACAAGGCCAAACACGCUCUGUGUGCUGAUAAUCAAAUUAACUGUCAGCUUUAAUUCUUGUCUCAGUAUGCCACCACAGCCAGGUGGCAUACUGUUUCCAGGCCACAAUUGUUAAUAAAAUAACAGUGAGAUCAGGAUAGAAUGGAUAAAAUGUAAGCACAACCCUUUGUCUGCAUGAAAUGUAAAUACAUUUACAAAACUAGA
Molecule: messenger RNA, 4369 nt
Organism: Serinus canaria (Common canary)
Lineage: Eukaryota; Metazoa; Chordata; Aves; Passeriformes; Fringillidae
Product: coagulation factor XIII B chain-like
Exons: 12
Coding region: 960-2843 (627 amino acids)
Source: RefSeq, a predicted model, not a curated record